AAAACCCAUGCCUUUCAGGCUUUUAAGCAACUCCCAAAAUCUCUCCCCCCCUUUGGAUUGUAGUGGAGUGUCUAUACAAAGACUGCUGCUUUUGCAAUUUCUUGCCUGUUUUUCAGAAGGGAAUAUCUAAAAAGCCUCUGUCUUCCUCUCCCAGAAUCUCAGAUGCGCUGCUAAUGAAAUCUUGCUCAGUUGUUUAAAGGGAGCGUAUUCGUGGGAUGGAAAUUCUUUCGUGCCAUUCUGGACUGUGUAGGCAUUCCAUUUUACAACAGAGAAGUUUGUGUUGCAUUGUUUUCAAACCUAGCCAUAUGAGAUCGUCCCCCUUGGAUCAUUUUAGAUCGAACAAAUUUUGCAGGAGUCAACAUUGUCUGACUAUCGGUGGUUUUAAGGGAUUACAACAAAAUUCUGGUUCCAGUCUCGUCGGGGGAACCUAUAACUCUUAUAUACUCGAUCGGGAAGAGGGUGCCCGUAGCAUAACUGAUACUGGGAAAGUACGAGAAAUUUUGAUACCGGGUUUGCCAGAUGAAUCCAAGGGUGAAUACGUAGCUCCAAUUAGCAGUUGCUUCUGGGAAUGGAAGCCUAAACUGAACGUUCAUUACGAAAAAUCAGGGUCUGAAAAUGUGAAUUCCCCGCCAAUACUUUUUCUCCCGGGCUUUGGCGUUGGGUCCUUCCACUAUGAAAAACAGCUGAAGGAUCUUGGCCGUGAUUUCAGAGCUUGGGCGUUAGACUUUCUAGGGCAGGGUUUGUCAAUGCCGAGCGACGAUCCAACUUUGCAGUCCGGAGAAGAGGAUCUCGUUUGGGGUUUUGGAGAUGAAGCUCAACCUUGGGCAAAAGAACUCGUUUAUUCUAUGGACUUGUGGAGAGACCAAGUUCGCUCUUUUAUCGAAGAGGUAAUAAAAGAACCGGUUUACAUUGUGGGAAAUUCACUUGGAGGCUACGUUGCACUCUACUUUGCAGCACGCAAUCCUCAUUUGGUGAAAGGCGUAACUUUGCUAAACGCAACGCCUUUUUGGGGUUUUCUUCCUAAUCCUAUCAAGUCUCCAAGAUUAUCCCGAAUAUUCCCAAUGCCGGGAACAUUUCCUAUUCCAGCACCCGUUAGAAAGAUGACAGAACUUGUAUGGCAGAAAAUUAGCGAUCCUGAUAGUAUCACGGAGGUUCUUAAACAGGUUUAUGCGGAUCACUCUACGAACGUUGAUGGAGUCUUUUCCCGUAUACUUGAGACGACGAAGCAUCCGGCUGCAGCAGCAGUGUUUACUUCAAUAAUGUUUGCUCCUCAGAGCCAAUUAUCAUUCGACGAGGCUCUUUCUGGGUGUCGAGCGAACAACAUACCGAUCUGUCUCGUAUAUGGGAAGGAUGAUCCGUGGGUGAAGCCUAUCUGGGGCGCACAGGUGAAGAGGCGAGUGCCUGAAGCUCCAUAUUACGAGAUUAGCCCUGCUGGUCACUGCCCCCACGACGAAGUCCCAGAGGUUGUGAAUUUUCUACUACGCGGGUGGAUCACAAGCUUGGAGUCGAAGGGCUCGGUUGCAUUGCCGCUUGUUGAUAGCCCGGAAAGCGCUGCAUUGGACGUUUUUAAAGAGCUGGAAUUCGUUCGAGAGGGAUUGAGAAAACCAGUAAAUGUACAGUUCUAUGGAUCCAACUUCUCUUUCUGGAAAAGGUUUGGCUCAUACCUUAACCUUCCAUUCCAAGGCAAUGGUCUUCCAAGUAAAUAAUUUGCUUGUGAUGUAGAUGGUGAUUGUUUUGCAUUUAGGAUUGGUAUUCAAUCUCCCAGAACCACAUAGUUGUAAAGAUGUGAAAUUCAUAAUACAUAGAAUCAUAGAUUUUUUAUUAUUUUUUUUUUUUGGGU
This is a messenger RNA of Ipomoea nil (Japanese morning glory), 1840 nucleotides long. Its product is annotated as pheophytinase, chloroplastic-like. Gene Ontology annotation, biological process: chlorophyll catabolic process. Gene Ontology annotation, cellular component: chloroplast. Gene Ontology annotation, molecular function: pheophytinase activity. The coding region runs from base 216 to 1706 and encodes 496 amino acids. The transcript has 6 exons. The record is from RefSeq and is a predicted model, not a curated record. NCBI's taxonomy places the organism in Eukaryota, Viridiplantae, Streptophyta, Magnoliopsida, Solanales, Convolvulaceae.